AUGAGUUUCAGCACCACGAACAGCGACUGGUCCGACGGUCUAGCAAUUCAUAGCAAGGAUCAGAUCCAGGCCAUUUGCCAGGCUAUCAUAGAGUCUGGUAAACAGUAUGCCAAGAGGAAGAGUAUCUGGGUAAGUAGGCCUACAUGUCUAGCCUACUUGGUUGAUUGUUGUAUGUGCUGCUUGCGUGUGUGUUUGUGUGUGUGUGUGGUGUGUGUGUGUGUGUGUGCACCUGUGUUUCUCUCCCCAGGUGCGGCCCAUGGCCUGUCGUCGGUGCUGCAGAUGCUGCUGUGUUACCAGGAGGUGCUGAGUGGAGCGGACAGGGAUCUGGUCUGGCAGAGUGUGGACUUCCUCAUGAACCAGGAGCAGAACUGUAACUGUUCGGCCAAGCUGGGAGCCAUGACAGAGAGAGAGAAUGAGCUGGUGCACUGGUGCCAUGGAGCCCCAGGUGUAGCCUACCUCUUUGCCAAAGCCUACCUGAUCAAUAGGAAGCCCCAGUACCUGGACACAUGCAUCCGCAGUGGGGAGCUGGUGUGGCAGAAGGGCCUGCUGAAGAAAGGUCCAGGGAUCUGCCAUGGGGUGGCAGGCAGCGCCUACUUCUUCAUGUUACUGUACCGCCUCACAGGGAACUCCAAAUACAUCUACCGUGCUCAGAGGUUUGCAGAGUUCCUGUUCACGGAGUAGUUCAAGGCGGGCUCCUGCUCAGUCACCAGUGUUUACAGUCUGUUCAAGGGCCUGUCUGGAACCGUUUGCUUCCUGGUUGACCUCCUUCAGCCUGACCAGUCAGAGUUCCCACUCUUCAGUGUGUUUGUGUGAUUAAGGCUA
Messenger RNA from Coregonus clupeaformis (lake whitefish), 822 nucleotides. Its product is annotated as lanC-like protein 3. The record is from RefSeq and is a predicted model, not a curated record. Gene Ontology annotation, cellular component: plasma membrane. The transcript has 5 exons. Gene Ontology annotation, biological process: carbohydrate metabolic process; peptide modification. Lineage: Eukaryota; Metazoa; Chordata; Actinopteri; Salmoniformes; Salmonidae.